AUGAGAAGAUGGCCACCCUGCUGCUACCACCGGGUCCUGACAGCUUGCACCGGUUUACCCGGGAGUCCCUGGCUGCCGUGGAGCAGCGGAUCGUCGAGGAAGAGGCCCGGCGCACCAAGCACUACCAGGAGGACCUGGGAGAUGUGGAGCUGCCCAGGCCCCGGGCCGACCUGGAGGCCGGCAAACAGCUGCCGCGCAUCUUCGGCGACAUCCCCAACGGCCUGGUGGGCGUCCCACUGGAGGACUUCGACCCGUUCUAUUUCAUGAACCAGAGAUAUCAGUCCUAA
Salvelinus sp. IW2-2015 is the source of this 287-nucleotide messenger RNA. Lineage: Eukaryota; Metazoa; Chordata; Actinopteri; Salmoniformes; Salmonidae. The record is from RefSeq and is a predicted model, not a curated record.